GUAGUCUUUUUUUUCUGGGUACUUUAUUUGUAGUCUUGACUUGGAAUUAGAUUUAAAUGAACACUUCAUAUUUAUGGAACGUGUUCUGGUCUUGCUUGCCCAUCCUUGCAAUUGUACAGUUCUAUUUUCUGCUGUCAAAUAAUAUUGUAGCUUUAUUUACUGAUAUGCAUAUCCUAUGCAGAAUAUUAGCAAGUUCAGAUGACGAGGUCUUGUCUAUUUUGUAGAGAACUACUGUAGGUUCUCGAUUUGCAUGUAUUUAAGUAUUUUCUUGCAUCCGAUACAAGUAUUAUUGUAAUAAUGCAACUUGUAGUUGUGCACGUGCUGUCAUAUACCUUUUGCGCCAGAAAAUUGUGAGCACCUGGUAGUUGGUACAGCCUCAUCAAGUCAAUGCUUUUAUUACUGCCAUGUUUUAUGUGCAGUUUCCCCUUGAUAUUUUUCCUUGAGAAAUUAGUUUAUUUGUUGAAAUUAAUUUAUUUUUUUAUACCGGAAAUAGUGACGACUUAGUCCUCUGGCUAACUGGAUCAAGGGUAAAAGCUGGUGCAUGAUUGUUAUUGUGAACUUUAAUGUGUGAUUAUUUUUCUUAUGUCAUCAUGAUAAGCAGCUAGGUUCUGGUGUUGGUUUGGUUGGCGUAUGUCUUAACUACAUUGGUGCCUCCAAGGUUAUUCUUACUGAUGGUGAUGUAUCUACUCUAGCAAACAUGAAGGCGAACAUGGAAAUGAACAGCUUAUACAUAAAGGAUUCUCAACUAGUAAUAGAAAGCAAUAAUAAGGUAGAGUGCAAAUAUCUUUCCUGGGAAGAAGCGUCUGAUAAAGAUUUAUGGGGCUGCCAGAGAGAUAUAGUUCUUGGUGCAGACAUUAUAUACAAUCCGUCCUGUGUGCCUCACCUGGUUCGGGUACUUUCUAUGCUACUUAGAGAAGACAAUGAGCAACGCACAAGUGUCAAAGCGGCAACCAGCAAAGAAACUAGUGAUGAAGUAUCUGAGAAGGGCGCAACUGGAGGCCGCAUUGCCUAUAUGGCCACAGUUAUUCGGAAUGUGGAUACUUUCAGUUGCUUUGCCAAGGCAGCUGCCGACGCCAAGUUGUCUAUCGUCAACAUUACUAGCACUGUGGCUCCCUCGAGUUUUCUUCCUUACAUGCUCUCAUAUGAUAGAUCGAGUGUCCAACUUCUUGAGAUUACAUUGUUAUCAUAAGAUACUCUCGGAGUAAUAUCAUUUAGCUUUAAUCGCAGUGACAUCAAUCUUAUUUGAACGUCAAAUGCAGUAUUGUGAUUGUUUC
Molecule: messenger RNA, 1274 nt
Organism: Lolium rigidum
Lineage: Eukaryota; Viridiplantae; Streptophyta; Magnoliopsida; Poales; Poaceae
Exons: 4
Coding region: 698-1189 (163 amino acids)
Source: RefSeq, a predicted model, not a curated record